AUGGAUCGAAUCGUGGGAUUCGGAUUUCGUCCGAGGGAUGAUGAGCUGAUCAGCCAUUAUCUCAAGCACAAAAUUCUUGGCGAGACUUGGCUCGUAGACAACGCAAUUAGCGAGGUCAACAUCUACGCCUUCGAUCCAUGGGAGUUGCGCUUUCAAUCGAAGAUCGAUACGAGUCAUGAUGGUGUCUGGUAUUUCUUAUUUCGUCCGGAGAAAAAGAAGAUGCAGAGCAGAAAGACGAGGUCUGGGUUCUGGAAAAAGACAGGACCUACUUUGGACAUUAAACCUAGGAGGGGAAAUCAUGGUAAGAUCGGUGAGAAGAAGGUUCUGGUGUUCCAUAGAGGUAGAACUCCAAACGGCGUGGGAACCGAGUGGGUCAUGCACGAGUAUCAUACCUCCUCCUUUCUUCCUGAUCAGAGGACCUACAUCAUAUGCAGGAUCGAGUUUAAGGGCAAAGACCCGAAUGUUCCACAUGCUAAUGCAAUUGAGCCAAGCCAUUCUUUCGUCACAAACUUGAAUAACGUCGGAGAUUGGAGCUCAACAUCUGAGGUUAACCAACCAGUUCAUGGAAAUUCAGGAUCUUAUAAUUGGCAGGCGGGUCUAUCUAUGGGGGAAUUACAGAGCAUGAACCAGUUUAGUGCCAACCUAGACACGCAACAGCAAGUUCCCUACUGGGAUGAAGAUGAGAUGCAGAUGUUUUUGGACAGUCUAAAUGGAGAGAGUUUGGAUUUCAUGCUCGAUGAACAGGACACACCUUCAUACAACGUUAUGCAGCAGAAUUGCAACGAUUACAGACCACAAAAGGCUUUGACAGGGACAUACAUGGAUGAUAGCAGCGAUAGUGAUGAUGCAUCAUCAUCAUUAUCAUCAUCUGUGACAAGUCGUGGAGAAACCUCGAGCUGGGUGGCUGGCAGUGCUAGCUCGUCAAAUGGGCAUCUCCAAACCCAUAAGAACAACAAUCUUGAAUCGAGUACCGACCACUAUCAUCAUGAAGAGUCUCGAUCUCUGCAAAAACACGUCAAGGGUGAAUACCAAAGUGUGAUGCAGCGGAAAGAAGAGGUUAGAAGAGUUGCUGAUGCAUCCGAGAAGGAGAGUUCUUGCUUGGAGAAAAUCGAGAUGGAGGGGAAAAGGGCUCGAGACAGAUUCAGGAAAACAUCGGAUUCGAACACGAAAAAGAAGGGCUGGUUCGUUUUGGAGGAUGUGGUCGACAAAAGCAGGACGAAUGAGCUCAUCAACAUGAUCAUAGGCAUGGUUCUGCUCGUCUUUCUCAUUCCCUUGAUCACAUCAGUUCGUUAACCGAUCAAUCUUACCGUGAGUUUGGUCUAACCGUUGUAUUAUGUUUUUGUCUCUUUUGUUUUGCUCUCUUGUCCAAGUUGUCCAAAUAAUGAAAGAAAUGUGUUUGCUCUUAAUGUUUUCAAGUCUAGUAUGUUCGUUGCAUGUCUUUACGUAAAUAGACAUUAGAAAACCGAGUUAAUAUUUUCUU
Tarenaya hassleriana is the source of this 1480-nucleotide messenger RNA. Its product is annotated as NAC domain-containing protein 69-like. Gene Ontology annotation, biological process: regulation of DNA-templated transcription. The transcript has 5 exons. Bases 1 to 1293 code for a protein of 430 amino acids. Lineage: Eukaryota; Viridiplantae; Streptophyta; Magnoliopsida; Brassicales; Cleomaceae. The record is from RefSeq and is a predicted model, not a curated record. Gene Ontology annotation, molecular function: DNA binding.